UGUACGGCACUGGUGUACAAAGAUGGAAGUAGACGCCAAAGGGACCAAAUUAGAGAUGAUCAACAGCUUGAAGGAAAAGUUGAAAAGCAAAUCAACCUUCAACAAGUUAUUUUCAAGCAUAUGGGGCCAUUCUGGUGGAUGGGUAUCAGCGUCCUGCCCCCAUAGAAUAGUGUACGCAUUCAAAGCUAUUCUGAGGCCUGAAAGUGUCAGAGACCAUGUCGACAUCAUUCUAUCUAUGUCAAGACAACCGCCAGUCAUCAUUAGUGACGUAGCCCCAAUGAUGUCACGCCAUGGUAACAAGCGGCGGAAGAACAUGUUCUCGCCCAACGAAGGACGCUUGGGUGAAGCGACUGCAGACAACAUAAAAAAAGCUAAGGAGGGGGUAUUUUCAAAGAGUAUACCUUGCAUGAAGGAAUGGGUGACAGUAGCACCAGUCUCCGACUAUGAUUUGCCAACCUCAAAUGAAACGUUCUGUUUGCUGGAUAGGUUUCAUGAAGGGAAUACAAAAUCAGAUGAGGAACUCCUAAGGCGUAUAACGUUUGUUCCCGAAAUGAAGGGCUCAAUAAAUUCACAAGUUGAAGAGCAGCUGCACAGGGAAAUGAACCGGAACAACUACUUUCUAGAUGCGAUGUCGCCGGGAAACUACAUGUUUGUCCUGCGAUUGCUUCUACAUUUUCACAAUGAACAUACAAACAGGAAAAUGACAGAAGCAAUCAAAGGAAAACUGUACACAGACAUUUCGUAUGGUGAAAUACGUCAUGACAAGUUUGGCCGCCUGCAUCUUUCAGAUUUGGACAAUGCAGCAGAAAAAGAAGGGAAAACAGACCUUUGGACGAGGACUGAAGACGCACAGAAGCACAAGAAAAUAUCGCUCAAAUGUAAGUAACAUUUAUGUAUCUGUUGGGCAGUGUGGUACCCUAGAGGUCGGUGUUCUUCCCGAUGGUCAAUGUCCGA
Haliotis rufescens (red abalone) is the source of this 954-nucleotide messenger RNA. RefSeq lists its product as uncharacterized. Bases 23 to 886 code for a protein of 287 amino acids. The record is from RefSeq and is a predicted model, not a curated record. NCBI's taxonomy places the organism in Eukaryota, Metazoa, Mollusca, Gastropoda, Lepetellida, Haliotidae. The transcript has 4 exons.